GAGCCAAGAAGUUUCGUGAUCGCGAUCGUACGGCCUUCAGGGCUGCUUUUCUGAGCAAGUGAGAUCUAUCAACAGAUCUGAGUGCGUUUGGUCGCCUGGCAAGAUGGUGCAAGUCUUCGGUUUCAACUUCCCCGAACAGACGCUCGUAAAACGUCUCCUUGAAACUUUCUACGGCAUUGGCCCCAAAGUUUCGCAGCGUAUCAUGGCGCGAUACCACAUCUACCCCUUCGCCAAAGUCGGAGGUCUCAAAAACGCACAAGUUCUAGAACUGAACGCCGAACUAUCCAAUAUGAAGAUUGAGAAUGAUUUACGAAGAGAGGUCCAGGAUAACAUACGAAGACUAAAGGAUAUGGGAACGUAUCGGGGAAGGCGCCAUGCCAUGGGGUUACCGGUGAGAGGCCAAAGGACAAGGACACAGAUCACAACGGCAAGAAAAUUAAACAAGAUUGAGCGUGGUGGGUUGGGAAGGGUGCAGAUGUAGGAACCAUGUGCAGAUGUGUUGUAGAAUAUUGUAUCACAAGCAUAGGCUGGCGUCAUAGCAUUCAACCACUUGAACAAGGU
This is a messenger RNA of Lindgomyces ingoldianus, 561 nucleotides long. Its product is annotated as 30S ribosomal protein S13. Lineage: Eukaryota; Fungi; Ascomycota; Dothideomycetes; Pleosporales; Lindgomycetaceae. The transcript has 4 exons. Gene Ontology annotation, molecular function: RNA binding; structural constituent of ribosome. Gene Ontology annotation, biological process: translation. The coding region runs from base 104 to 481 and encodes 125 amino acids. The record is from RefSeq and is a predicted model, not a curated record. Gene Ontology annotation, cellular component: mitochondrion; small ribosomal subunit; ribosome.